AUCGAGAAAAGAAAACGGCAUAGACAAUCUCGCCUAAAUCCAAAUGACUUGGAAAUGUUGAUGAAUGAAAAGUUUCACGUUUGGUUUCAAAGCAAGGUUAUAGGUCUGGAACGUGACUCGACUAUCUCUGCUGACAUUGUGGCCCUAGGUAGGGGUCCUAACAAGGUAGCAAGAAGAUUUUCUGGUUUCAUUAUCAAUGGAAUUAGAUUUCAUACCAAGACCCGUGAAGAGCAAAGAUUGACCCAAAAUAGCGGUGUAGUUAACAAAUCUGAAGGAGGGGGUGUGGAAUACUUUGGAAAACUAAGAGAUAUUGUUGAACUAAAUUACUAUGGGAGUUUCAAGGUUGUAUUAUUUAAAUGUGAUUGGAUUGAUGUGCACCAUAGUGCUGGAAUGAAAAAAGAUGAAUUUGGGUAUACAUUAGUUAACUUCUCUCGGUUAAUUCAUACGGGUGACAAUGUAGCUGAUGAUCCAUAUAUUUUCUCCUCUCAAGCUGAUCAAAUGUUCUAUGUGGAAGAUCCAAGUGAUCAAAAUUGGCAUGUGGCUAUUAAAAUUAAACCUAGAGAUGCAUUUGAUAUGGGUCACACGGAAGGAGAUGAUGAUUCUUUUACUUCCAUUAGUAGGCAGAUACUAUGUGAACAAAUGCAACCUGCUUGGGCUAGGGUUAAUGUAAACAAUGACGAUGCUUAGCAUUUUCUAUGCUUUUAUAUUUUUAUAGCUACCAUUCUGUUUUUAUGAGGUUAAUUUGAAAAUGGAUGUCUGUUACUGAAAGCAUUUUCUAUGCUUUCAUAUUUUUAUAGCUACUGCUGCUCUAUUUUUAUGAGGUUAUUUUCAUGAGUUGUAAUCUGUUUUUAUGAGGUUAUUUUCAUGAGUUGUAAUCUGUUUUUAUGAGGUUAUUUUCAUGAGUUGUAAUCUGUUUUUUGCACAUCGCAACAGGGUUACAAAUGGCGUCAAAGUCUCGUAGCUUGCAUAACUUAAGGAUUGUAACAGAUAGUUCAUAUUCUGAAGCCUCGAUUCAACAAGUGAAUAAUCAAAAUGGAAGCAAUGCAUCUUCGCAAUCACAACCAGUUGAACCAGAGAGUUGUCAACCUAUUGUUGAUACUUGCACAGAAAUGAUAGAGAAUGAUGGAAGGAGAUUUAAAAAGAGAGGGAGAACAACAAUGUCUUCAGUAUGGAAUAUGGAAAAGGAUGAAAAGAUAUAUGUAGAAGUAGAUGAAUUUGGAGUUCCAUGUUCGAGAGAAGGUGCAACACUUGGAUCCUUCUUAGGGACUAUUGCAGUGAAUGGGAAAUACGCACCAUUAGAUAUGCCUAGAUGGGAUAGCAAAGAUUACAAAUCAUUUCGUGACGAUAUUUUAACUUUGGUGCAGGAGAAAUUUUUGAUUCCUCCCGAGACAAAAAGAUGGGUUCUUGAAUCAGUGGGUAAAAAAUGGAGGGAUUACAAAUCUGACCUAAAAUUGCAACAUUUCAGUCGCAAUAAACCUAAAGAUCAAGUCCUAACGAAUGUUCCGAAAGGAGUUGAAGCAGCUCAAUGGCGUAUUUUGGUGAAUGGAUGGUACACUGAACAAAGUCAGAAAGUAAGCCAAAUAAAUACUGCCAAUGCCAACAAGAAGAAAAACAAACAAACUACUGGAAGGAAAAGUUAUGCGAGGCUGAGGAAAGAAAUGGAAAUACAAAAUGGAAAGGUUCCUGAUCGACUUACAUUUUACGAAAAGACUCAUAAGAAGAAGGACGGCACAUAUGUUGAUGAUAAUAGUAAAGAGCUAAUGGAUAAAGCUAAGCAGCUGCAGGCAGAACGCAGUGAAGGUUCUAGUACGAAUUUAGCUAAAGUGAAUGAAGAGAUCUUUCAAGAGCUAAUGGGUCCAGAGCAUAAUGGGAGAGUACGUGGUUUGGGUUCUGGAGUCACUCCUACAAGGUAUUUUGGAUCGACUAGGUAUGAUAUUGGAGGAAGAUGCCAUAACACUACAAAUGUAUGUCAGUCAGAAGAGGUUAAAGAUCUUAAGGAACAACUACAUAGUAUGUCUAAAACCGUGGAUGCUUUAAAAGCGUUUAUCAACAAGCAAUUUCCAAGACAAUGGACAUCUACAGGAGUUGAUAAUCAUCAGGAUGGUCAUUCUUCAAGUUAAUCAGUUUGGAAUUCAACUCAGUUUAGCAACAUUCAGCAGGCACACCAUUGUUUGCAGUGCGAUUAUCUAGGACAAUUUUUGUUGAUUAUUUUAAUACUUUGUUAUUAGUUGUGUUAUUCAGAUAUUGAUUAUAAACACUUUUAUUAGAAUCAAUUUUGGGUCUAAAUAGAAAUAUUUGCAAAUGGUUAUGAUCAGUAAAGAAAUUGUUUUGCUA
Messenger RNA from Mercurialis annua (annual mercury), 2334 nucleotides. RefSeq lists its product as uncharacterized. The record is from RefSeq and is a predicted model, not a curated record. The coding region runs from base 942 to 2120 and encodes 392 amino acids. Lineage: Eukaryota; Viridiplantae; Streptophyta; Magnoliopsida; Malpighiales; Euphorbiaceae. The transcript is spliced from 9 exons.